CCCCCGCUCCGUGUAGUUUGUCUGUCGGCCCUGCGGUCUCACUUGCUCCUCAGAGCAGCUUUUAGCUAGACCAAAGUGGGAUGAAAACGGUCCGGAUUUAGCUACAUAUUUGAAUAUUUACCAACACAGGUCCGUCUUUGAAGCGACAAAGCGAGGGGAACCAGCAGCAGUAUGGGAGUUUACGAGGAAAAAAAACAAACAUGUGGAACCAUCUGCCUGAAGUACCUCCUGUUUACCUUCAACUUUUUUUUUUGGUUGGCAGGGGUUGUUGUGAUGGGGGUGGGCCUUUGGACCUUGCUGGUGAAGAGUGACUACAUUAGCCUUCUCCACUCCAACACCUAUGCCGCAUCUGCCUGCAUACUGGUCCUCGCCGGAAUCAUCGUCAUGGUAACGGGCGUGCUCGGCUGCUGUGCCACUUUCAAGGAACAGAGAAGGCUUCUUCGAGUGUACUUUGUUCUGCUGCUGUGCAUCUUUUUGCUGGAGAUCAUUGCUGGUGUUCUGGCCUACAUCUAUUACCAGCAGUUAAAUGAGGAGCUGAAGCAGAACCUGAAGAAGACUUUGAUCCAGAAGUAUAACUCCACCUCCAAUGACCACAUCAGCAGCGCUGUGGACAAGCUGCAGCAGGAGUUCAAAUGUUGUGGGAGCAACAACUCGUCUGACUGGAAAGAGAACAGAUGGAUUAUGGACACGGGCAGGAAGGUGCCAGACAGCUGCUGCAAGACUCGCACUGAAAAGUGCGGCGUAAGAGAUCACCCCUCCAACAUCUACAAGGUGGAGGGCGGCUGCAUCACCAAACUGGAGAAAUUCAUCCAGGACCAUCUGAAGAUCAUUGGAGCUGUGGGGAUCGGGAUCGCCUGUGUGCAGAUCGUUGGAAUGGUGUUUACUUGCUGCCUAUAUCGAAGUUUAAAGGAAGGGCCGUAUUAAAAGAAGCAGACGAGGGAAAGAAUGAGUGUGCAUCACUGCAGAGCAUACUCAAACAGCAGAUAUGUGCUUUUUUUAUAUUGUUCUUUUACAACACAGCAAAGGGGAUAAUUGGACAUCUGAGGAUAUGAUUAUGCUAAACAAAACGUAAAAAAAAACUGCACGUUUUUUGGCUCUCAGAUUGCAGUCUCAGUAACAUCUUCAGCAUCUCAAUGUGCAGAGGAACUAAGGGAAUUAAAAUACAGAUCGUGUGAAUUAGCAUAAAACAACCUCAUUUGGACUAAAACAUCAUCGCUCCCUUCCACUCCAAUUCCCACAAUGUACAUUUAAUAUGCAUAGACCAGCUGGUAGAGUGGCAUAGACAUUAGUGUAUUAGUUCUGGUCUGAAUUUAGUUUUUCACCUUACUGCCGUGGCUCUGUUUUUGUUUGAUAAACAUGUCAUUUUCACCUGGGAUUCCUCCCAGUUUUCCUGUCUGCAUCGUCAUAGCGACAAGAUGUCUUUGUUUAAACCUCGUUUCACACAACAAUGCAGCGUAGUUAUGUAAAGGCUGAUGCUAAUGAAGGGACUUUAUGGCGUUAUCGCUGAGGUGUGAGAGUGUUAUGAACAUUUCUGACAAAGUGCCUUGUUUUCUUGUUUUAGUGCUUCUUUUAUAUGUAAAAUAUUUGAGUCGAAAACACUAAAAGUCCUGCUGUAAAUCUGUAUCAAUGGUACUUGUGGGCAAUUUUUCAUUUUUUUUUUACUUUUUUUAUUGUAUUUUCAUGUUUUAAAAUGAUCUUUUUCUUGGUGCCUCAAAGCCAGCUCUAACUGACUGCUGUAUUUCUACGAUUGUGCUUUAUUUGGAAUAAAUUUAAUCCACUGCU
This is a messenger RNA of Oryzias melastigma (Indian medaka), 1782 nucleotides long. Its product is annotated as CD151 antigen. The record is from RefSeq and is a predicted model, not a curated record. NCBI's taxonomy places the organism in Eukaryota, Metazoa, Chordata, Actinopteri, Beloniformes, Adrianichthyidae. Gene Ontology annotation, cellular component: membrane.